GCCACGAGAUCUUCCAAUCUGGUGCCGGACAUUGGCUCACAGGGAAAGCCAAAAACAAAUAAAUGAUUUUCCGGAAGGAGUAUCUUGAUUUGGUGUUGGUGCCAUGUGGGCUGUUCAUCAUGUUUGCCUACCAUCUCUUCCUGCUGUACAGAUGCCUCAAGCGUCCACACACUACAGUGAUUGGCUUUGAGAACAAUGACAAGAAGGCUUGGGUUGAAAAAGUUAUGCAGGUUGAAAACAAGGAUGUUAAAACAGCAUUAGAUGUGCUCUCAGCCAAUGUGUCUGCAGCUACAUUCCUUGCAUCAGUCUCCCUAACUCUUAGCUCUCUAAUUGGAGCCUGGAUUGCGAACAAUUCAAACAUAUUCCAAAGUGAACUAAUCUAUGGAGACACAAGGCAAGCCACAAUGUCAAUCAAGUUCAUUAGUCUUCUAAUCUGUUUCUUGUUGGCUUUUGCAUGCUUUGUCCAAUCAUCAAGGUGUUUCAUCCAUGCAAAUUACCUCAUUAGUACACCAGAUACCGACAUUCCUAUAAAAUAUGUUGAAUCAGCAGUCAUAAGAGGAGGUGAUUUUUGGUCAUUGGGGCUCAGAGCGCUUUACUUCGCAACUACCCUGCUGCUCUGGUUCUUUGGUCCAAUACCAAUGUUUGCUACUUCUGUAAGCAUGGUUUGUCUCCUGCAUCACCUUGAUACAAACAAAACGCCAUUGCAUCAGUAUAGUUCUGCAGCAAAGAGACCGUUCAAAAGAGCUGAGCAAACAACGAUCAGAACUCCAAUGGCUGUUGAGGUUCUUGACAGAUGAAGUCCAAGAGCUUAACCCACCCACCCACCCCCCUUCGGGGAAGGCCCCCGAUUUGAGAUUGUAGAGUUGUCCUUAUAAUGAUGUCUAGAUUGCUUAUGUUAUAGCUAUUUUUCUUUACCAAUGCUAUGCUGUAAUCAAACUUUUCAGAGAGUUCAUGACUUUAGCCUUGCUAUAUAGCUCCAGGGGCAAUACUUGGUUGGUGCAUUGCUGAUGUUUUGCCUAGGAUGGACACUACCAUGGAACAUAG
Coffea arabica (coffee) is the source of this 1044-nucleotide messenger RNA. RefSeq lists its product as uncharacterized. NCBI's taxonomy places the organism in Eukaryota, Viridiplantae, Streptophyta, Magnoliopsida, Gentianales, Rubiaceae. The record is from RefSeq and is a predicted model, not a curated record.